This is a messenger RNA of Stomoxys calcitrans (stable fly), 1827 nucleotides long. Its product is annotated as probable cytochrome P450 313a4. Gene Ontology annotation, molecular function: monooxygenase activity; heme binding; iron ion binding. The coding region runs from base 11 to 1519 and encodes 502 amino acids. The transcript is spliced from 8 exons. NCBI's taxonomy places the organism in Eukaryota, Metazoa, Arthropoda, Insecta, Diptera, Muscidae. The record is from RefSeq and is a predicted model, not a curated record.
UCGUAAAAAUAUGAAUUUGGUUUUGGUUUAUUCAGUAAUUGGAUUACUCUUCAUUUUGUGGAUCGUGAAACGGUGGCAGGAUCGAAAAGCGAUUGGAUUGGCCAAACAUUUUGGCUCAAAUAAAUGGCAAAUACUGUUGGGAUUUGGUCCGCUGCUUAGGACAAAAGCUAUUAUUCCGAAACUAACGGAAAUCGCUAAAAAGUAUGGUAAGAAUUCGUUAAUGUUCUUCGGACCAUUCCCUUUCUUUCUAACCAGUGAUCCAACGGUCAUAAAAGAUAUUCUAACCUCGAAGUUAUGCAUAAACAAGUCGUAUAAUCUGUAUUCGGGGAUAUCAUUCUCCUUGGGCCAAGGGCUAAUAACAUUGAAUGGUGCCCAAUGGAACCACAGUAGAAAAAUACUAAAUGCUGGUUUCAAAAAUUCAAACAUUGUCACAUUUCUGCCAACAUUCAACCGUAGAAUGGAGGGCCUUUUCAAAGACAUAGACGAUGCUAUGGAAAAAGGAAAUUAUACAUCGCUUCUUUUGUUUCUGCGUGAAUUUGGCUUAAAAAUCUCCUUAGAAACUAUAAUUGGACGAGAUAUGGAUAAGUCCCAAUAUGACAUAAGGCAAUGUGCCAGCCAAAUUGAGGGAGCCCUAGAAUAUAUCUCAAAUAUGGUGUUUGAUAGCAAAUAUGCAAUCGAGGCUACACGAAUGAUUGCCAAAACUACAAUCUACAAAAAUGACUUGAAAAUCAUUGAUACUGUGAACACGGUUAUAGCAGAGUCAUUACAUUCAACUGGACUGAGGGGUUCAAAUCCUACCUUCCUGGAGCAUAUCAAUUCGAUUAUGAGAAGCGCCGAUAGGGCCAUAGAAAAUGGCCAAAUGAAGCGAGAACACGCAAUAUCGAAUAUAUUUCACCUGUUUGCUGGGUCAUUUGAGACAACUUCCAUGGCGACCUACUUCGUUGCUUUACUUCUGGCCAUACAUCCAGAGUAUCAGGAAUUAGCAUACGCCGAAAUUUGUGACAUUUUUCCCAACGACGAUGAGGGUGAAUUUGAAGUGCUCUAUGAACAUAUCGAUCAAAUGGUCUACCUUGAAAUGGUCAUAAAUGAAGCAAUGAGGCUGUUUGCGAUAAUACCUCAAAUUGGUCGUAUGGUGGCAGGAGGAGAUUUGACAUUGAGUAACGGCAUUAUAUUGCCCGAAGGCCAAGAUAUUAUGAUCGAUUUAGUCAAUUUACAUCGCAACUCCGAUAUAUGGGGCCCCAAUGCCCACAAAUUCAAUCCAGACAAUUUUUUGCCCGCCAACAUUAAGGCAAGGCAUCCAUAUGCCUUUAUACCGUUUACCAAAGGCAUACGAUUCUGCAUAGGAAUGCGUUACGCGGAGCUGACUAUGAAAGUUGCUAUGGCAAGAAUUAUAAAAAGAUACAAACUUACUACCACCGCCACCAUGGAUGAUUUAAAAUUGGAAAACCAUGUUUCAAUUCAACUUGCCAAACAUCCUUCAUUGAAAUUUGAAAGAAGAAAGAUCUCAAAAACUACUUGAUUUAGUUAUAGUCAAAAUAUUAACUGUUACAAACUUUGGGAAAAUGCUUAGCAUUAGAAAGAACAAUAUUUGUUAUACACUCAUCAUGGGACAAUUAAGAGGUAACGUCAUUAGCACAACAACAACGAAACUACCCCCAACGCUGUAAAUUUAAAUGUCAAAGUGGGUAUAGAAAUAAACACUUUCUGCUUUACUAUUUAUCUUCUUCAAAUAAGUUUCGUAUUUGUAUUUUCAUCAUUGUAGCAUUGUUUUGUUGCUUAUGUCUGGAAUAUCCGAUCAAAUAAAACAACUUUUUAAAAUUUUACAAA